UAUGCGGCCGUGCGGGACAGACGUUUUGCAUGGGCACGAGUGCUCGUUCAUUUGAAUGGACUCCCGUGUCCGUGACACGCAGGGAAGAAGUCCCUGCACUUCUUUGGAAAACGUAGUCUGCACGGGAACCUCGUUUCCCACUAUGGUUGCGUUUUCCAGUGCGGGCGGCAUGCCGUUAGAACUAAUGGCACCCGCCCGCGGGUCCGCAAUUCUCUGUACAGGUGGUGCGGCUGAAUGGAUUUUCGUGCGGAUCCACAGCGGCACCACCCACGCAUAUGUGAAUCUAGGGUAAGACUAUCCUAUCUACACAGUGACAACACUGCUAUGUGAUUUUGCUGCAGAAUGAACAGCAUUGUCACCCUACUACCAAAUUGUAAAAACAUGGCAGGAUUAACAGGUGAUAAU
Molecule: messenger RNA, 405 nt
Organism: Staurois parvus
Lineage: Eukaryota; Metazoa; Chordata; Amphibia; Anura; Ranidae
Source: the annotation of a GenBank genome assembly